This is a messenger RNA of Eriocheir sinensis (Chinese mitten crab), 2888 nucleotides long. RefSeq lists its product as uncharacterized. The coding region runs from base 1104 to 2081 and encodes 325 amino acids. Lineage: Eukaryota; Metazoa; Arthropoda; Malacostraca; Decapoda; Varunidae. The record is from RefSeq and is a predicted model, not a curated record. The transcript has a single exon.
AGCCAGCGUCACUUGGCCCACUGCCGCAGCCGAGACCAGCCGCGUUUCUACGACAGGCUCGACGGAGCUCAGGAUUGCCCGACGGUAGCCUGAGACACCUGCCGAGUUCCCAAAUUGGACGCUUAGCCGGCGAGUGUUGUUGAUCCCGAACUGCCCAAGACGCUGAGUCACGGGAAAGUUCAGCCAACACCUCCGUGGAGUGAGCCUGUCGCGCGGAUUUUUCUCAAGUCUGUGUCAUGAACGUUUAGUUCCAAAUCUUCGACUCUUCUUCUCUUCUCAAGAUCUUCAAGUCGUCUUCUUCCCUUCACGUAACUUCUUCCCUCAAGUUGCUCAAGCUACGCCUUCCCUCAAGCUUCUUAAGUCCACCUCAAGUCACAAGUCCACGGCAACAAGACAACUCAAGUCCCCUGCCCGAGCACCACUGAGGCAGCAACAAUACCAGCAGCAGCAGCAGCAGGAACGUAAGCGUGACGUAGACGCCUCACAACUGGGUCAUCCCGCGCCUCCCGCCCCACUGUGCUUCCCGCAGCUCCUCUCGGCCACAAGUGUUACCCAAGUGAGAGUGAGCGCCCAGCUGACCUCCGCCGCUCGAGGGAAGACUCUCGUGACGGGCACAACUUUCACGUGACGCAACGCCCAGUUUCAACACGGGGGACAACAUCAAACUCCUCUUAUACUCCGCCGGACAGGACAGCGGCUCACACCGCGGCGCUCAGCAAGCAGCUCAUCACCUCGGCGAGUGACACACCCACCCUCGCCCCGCCGCCCCAACACAAGAAAGUGAAAGUAACGAGCGUGGUCAGGCAGCCGCCCGCCCACCACUCGGCCGCUUGGGAGAAGCAGUGUUGCCCGUGUGUCGGUGACAGUCUUCGUGGAGGAGUCUGUGAUUGUGGCCCCGUCGUCCGCGUGACGCUCGGUGUAGCAGCACAGCCUCCCCGUGCAUCCCUCGCAGCCUCUUGUGUCAAUAGAAAGUGUUCUUGGCGCUGCCGUCGUCGGUGAAGGGCGUCCCAGUGUUAGUGCAAGCAGUUGAGAGAGUGAGUGCUCCGUGUUAGUGAGUGAGUGUCCGCUCCAAGUGUCAGUGACUAUCGUGCUAAACAUUCACAAUGCCAGGAUUUCACGGUACUAAGGUGGCCUACCAGCCAGACUACCACCAAAUGAUGCAGCAGCAUCACGCCCGUGCCCUCUAUGCCCGCCAGCAGCAGCAGCAGCAGCAGCUGACUCGUGCUGGCCACAUGGCUCACCCCAUGUUCGAGAUGCUGAAGAACCGCCACAAUCAGGACAAGGCAGACUACAUCCGCAUGAUGAAGACUCGCGAGCACAAGAAGAUGCUCGGCGAGCCCGGCUACCCCACCUUCGACAGCCUCAAGCUGCUCGGGGCCGAUAACGACGCCCAUUACCUGGACGUGUUCAUGACGGAGGGUGAGGCCAAGCUCCGCACCCGCACCAGCUCCCAGGCCUCCAAGAACAGCAGCAAACGAUCCAGCGUCAACGUGGACGAUCUCAAGAAGACCCUUCUGGGCGGCCUGCGUUCCGUGGCCAGCGAAGAGAACAUCUACGAGUCCGUGGAGGUGAUCCAGUACAGGAAACAGAUCGAAGCUCUCAGCCGCCAGAACAAAAUCCGUUCUGUGCCCAAGACCGGCCACCCGCUGUUUGACCACCUGCGUGUGGAGAACGUGCUCAAGCCUCGCCGCCAUCAGCACAGCACGGAGCCCCGCCGCUCCGAGGUUCACAGCAGUGACGGGGGAAGCAACUCCCAGAGCUCGUCCGGCUCCAGCGACGAGUUUGACUACGUCAAGAAGCCCAACACCCGCUUCUCCCGCCGCGAGGUGCUGAUGGGCGGCACGAUGCAGAACAAGAAGCAGCCCAAGGAGUCACGUCAGGCGAAACAGCCCAACAGGCGCGUGCCGGACGCUGGCUCUGAGUCCGAUGACGACUGGGCCAUCCCGCGCCCCAAGAUCGCUGGCGGCGGCGGCGGCGGCGGCGGCGGCGUCCGCAGUCGAAGGACUGGAGCCAUGGGCCUCGUCUCCUCCAGUUCCCACGACGAGUCCGACAGCUCAAGUAAGUCGACGGGUCUACGGUGACGCUCUCGCCUGCACCUUCACGCACCGCCCCCGCUGUAGUCGCCUGCCUACCCUGGGAGCUCUGCACCUUACUCACCGCCCGGCGGCCCCGCCCCGGGUCGCACCCCUGGGCGGCCAGCGAGCACCUGCUGGCCCCGUCCGCAGCAUGACAGACGGCCGGAGUCACAGGCGCCGCGCGCCGCGCCGUCCCAGGGGUGUGGCCCGCGGCCUCCCGCUCCUCUAGUCCAGAGAGCCUCGGAGGGUCCUGCGGGCCCCGCCGGGCAGAGGCUCCUGGCCCCCCCGCCCGCCGCCCCGGCCCCGCGAGGCCCGCCUGGCCCCCGCCGCGCACAGCUGUGACGCUGGCGUUCCCAGGGCGCCACCCGGGCCGGGGGGGAAGGGUGAGGGGGUCGACUGAGUGUGCACGGAGCACUGCCUGUUUCAGUGUUGUAGUCUGACUUUGUGUGCACCACUCACGCCGCACCACAGGUACACAUACACGCAUUCACACACGCACACCGACAGGUUCACAGACAGACGCCCACGCGCUGACACCCACACGCACAUGCCGACGCAGACACGUUGUACCAUGUACAUACUUGUACAGAGACACCCUCACACACACUCCUUGUCCCAUUGUUUAUGUUUGAAUGUUGCCGCUGAAUGUCCAUUGGAUGACUAGCUUAAGUAGCGAUAAUCCCACGUCUGGUUCUGCCAUAUUUAUCACGUGUGUUGUUGAUGUAGCCGCCGGGAGCGUGUCUGCUCCGCUGGACACUUGUAUCUACCGACUCGGGCAUUGUGCUUCAAUAAAAGAGGUAGAGGGAACUAAAC